CCACCCCCGGGACGGAUCCUCCCCUCCUCCAGCACAUAGAAGCUAUUUAUCUGCAAACUUUAACAGCCGCUGUCUCAGUCAUCAACAUUCACAGUGACGGGAUAAUCAGAGCUGCGAUCACAUCUACUCAGUCCCCAACACAUUUUCAGCUUCACAUUUUUGUGCGGUCUGUGACUGAAGACAGUUUGUGACUUGACAGUGAAUUGACAGGGGGAAGAUGGCAACGAACAUAAAGAGUGGCACCUGUACAGCUCCUGCGUCUAACGGAUGCUCAGAGAAGCCAAAAGAGGGAGAGGGACGGGGGUAUUGGGGGACCAAAGCCGAGUUCAUCCUCACUGUCAUGGGGGCGAUCAUCGGACCUGGGAAUGUUUGGAGGUUCCCCUACCUGUGCUACAAAAACGGCGGAGGUGUGUUCUUCAUCCCGUAUAUCUUGUUCAUGUGUACAUGCGGAGUCCCCCUAUUCUUCCUUGAGACUGCAUUGGGACAAUACACCAGCCAGGGGGGCAUCACGUGCUGGAAGAAGAUUUGUCCGCUUUUCCAAGGCAUGGGCUAUGCCAGCCACUUAAUCAUCGCUUUCAGUGCCACCUCCUACAUUAUCAUAAUUGCAUGGGCGUUUUUUUACCUGUUCUCAUCCUUUAGUGCAGAUUUGCCUUGGGCCACAUGUGGACACUACUGGAACACAGACUCAUGCUUGGACCUCAACCAUCCAAAUCUGAGCCUCGCCAUGACAUCCAGACUGAACGCUACUCUUCCUGUUGCAGAGUUCUGGCAACGCCGGGUUUUAAAAGUCUCUGGUGGUAUCGAGGAGGUGGGCAGCUUGAGAUGGGAACUGGUCUUUUGUCUCGUCUUGACAUGGAUCAUCUGCUACUUUUGUGUUUGGAAGGGCAUCAAGUCAACAGGAAAGGCAGCGUACAUCACAGCCACCUUCCCCUUCAUUAUGCUGCUGAUUUUGUUAAUACGUGGUGUUACCCUACCGGGAGCACUGGAUGGCAUCAUUUACUACCUCUACCCUGAUAUCUCUCGCCUUUCAGAUCCCCAGGUGUGGAUGGAUGCUGGGACUCAGAUCUUCUUCUCCUAUGCAAUUGGCCUUGGUUUCCUAACCUCUCUUGGGAGUUACAACACUUACAACAAUGACUGUUACAGGGACUGUUUCUACCUGUGUUUGCUGAACAGUGCUACCAGCAUUGUGGCAGGCUUUGCCAUUUUCUCUAUUUUGGGAUUCAUGACUUAUGAACAAGGAGUGGAUAUUUCUGAAGUAGCUGAAUCAGGUCCAGGGUUGGCAUUCAUUGUCUACCCACGAGCUGUAGCCAUGAUGCCCAUGCCACAGCUGUGGUCAGUGUGUUUCUUCAUCAUGAUCAUUCUGCUUGGAUUGGACAGUCAGUUUGUAGGUCUGGAGUGUCUGAUGACAUCACUGGUUGAUCUGUUCCCGACUUACCUGCGCCAAGGCUACAGACGUGAGCUGGUCCUGCUGGCUAUCUGCAGUGUCUGCUGUUUGCUGGGACUCUCCCUGGUCACCGAGGGAGGGAUGUACCUGCUCCAGCUGUUGGACCAUCACGUCUGCAGCGGCACCACCUUACUCCUCCUCUCCCUUUUCCAGUCUGUCAGCAUUUCCUGGGUGUACGGUGCUGAUCGUUUCUACAGCAACAUCGCAGAUAUGAUUGGUUAUCACCCAAACCCAUUCAUGAAGUACUGCUGGACUUACAUAACUCCCCUCAUCUGUUUUGGCACAUUCAUCUUCUCUAUUGUUAAAUACUCCCCGCUGAAGUUCAGCAACACUUACGUUUAUCCACUCUGGGCCAAUAUCCUGGGCUGGUUCAUAGCCACCGUCUCCCUGUCCCUCAUCCCACUGUUUGUGUUAUAUAAAAUAAAACAGGGAGAAGGCACUCUACGACAGCGAUUCUUGUUGCUCUGCAAGCCUGUUGACAAUCUACCCUUGCAACCAAAAUGUCUUCCUAAGAUGGAAACCAAUGGCAUCACUGGCCACACAGAGCUCAAACCUUUAUCCCACAACGAGGAACUUGCGCAGUGAACACAAACAAGCGGUUCACCUGAGAGGUGUGCUGUACUUUAUUGUAAAUAAUGGGCAUUUAGUACACUAAAGGGCACAAUAAGAAGUGCCUCCUUGGGAAAGGCAAAAGCUAUCUACAAUCUACGACAAAGUAGCAAAUGCAAAUAGUAGGCUAGAUGCCAAUGUGUAUUAUGUUACAUUUUCCUUAUAAAACAGAAAAUUACAACUGCAUGCUUUUUGAAUUCAAAUUUCUCUAUUUUUGAACACUUAACGUAAAACACACUUCAGUCAAACUCAACAGAAACAAAAGAAAGCUCACCCAAACUAUCUCGGUUUGUGUUUUAACCUUUUCCAACAGUCGUAUUCCUAGUCUACAUGUUGCUCUUUCAUGCUCAUAAUGACCAAUCUACCUCUUGAUCCUCUGCUCCUUCCAGUCUCUCUGCCAACACCUGCAGUGUCUUUGUUGUCCAAACAGUCAGAGUCUUGGUUGCAGCCGAUGUACAUUACCUCAACAGUGUAUUUUACGUUACUAAAGUGCCAUCCAUUUGUCUUGGAGGCUGUGCUCAGUCCUGGUCCGUCUGUGUACACUGGAUGGCUACUGAGCCCAGAUUCAUUGCUCCUGGUCCAGGGAGACUUCAGUCAGCUAAUUGCCACUAUAUGUAUGGACACCGGA
Molecule: messenger RNA, 2681 nt
Organism: Scatophagus argus
Lineage: Eukaryota; Metazoa; Chordata; Actinopteri; Scatophagidae
Product: sodium- and chloride-dependent GABA transporter 2-like
Exons: 14
Coding region: 218-2029 (603 amino acids)
Biological process (GO): sodium ion transmembrane transport
Cellular component (GO): membrane
Source: RefSeq, a predicted model, not a curated record